Molecule: messenger RNA, 835 nt
Organism: Caenorhabditis auriculariae
Lineage: Eukaryota; Metazoa; Nematoda; Chromadorea; Rhabditida; Rhabditidae
Source: the annotation of a GenBank genome assembly
AUGGCGAAUGCUUUGAAAAUCGCUUUCCAACCGCUGCUCAGACUACACUCACCUCAUAAGAUGGUUAGAAGUAAUCAGAAUCAAGUUGAAUGUUUUGUAUCACAGAGAAUGUUUUCUGUCGGCGCUUCUGGUUCAAACUCGGAGAUCCUCGUCGACAAGCAUGACCGAAAACGAGUGGUGACGUUGAACAGGCCGAAGGCUCUCAACGCCCUCAAUCUCAACAUGGUCCGAGAGUUUUAUCAUGUUCUACAGGUUUAUUUUCUACAAUUACACUCAAAUUUCACAAGUUGUAGCAAUGGAAUAACUCAGCAGAUGUGGAUCUUGUGAUUGUGAAAGGCGCCGGUGGAAAAGCUUUUUGCGCAGGGGGAGAUGUCCUCGGUAAGUGCCUAUGGAAACUUGCUCUUUUCAUUUUUAGCUAGCGGUUUCAAAAUCAGCAAAAGAUGCACAAGCUGGAGGGAAGUCAACCGAUCACAAAGACUUUUUCAGGUUUCUUCUCAUCAAAUUCUUAGAUAAUACAAUUUUCAGAGAAGAGUACAUUUUGAACAAUUUGAUUGGGACAUUUUCCAAACAGUACGUCGCAUUAAUCGACGGAAUCGUCAUGGGCGGUGUAGGUUGAGAGGAAUUGACUUUACAUGACAUGGUUCAGGGGUGCGGAGUCUCUAUCAAUGGAAAGUUUCGUGUGGCAACAGAAAAAACUAUGUUGGCGAUGCCUGAAACUGCUUUGGGACUGUUUCCGGACGUCGGAGGGUCCUAUUUUCUCUCCAGACUCAAGGUGAAAUCGAGAUGUUCGACGUUUUCGAUUGUCCAGUCUUUAAAUUGUGGGCGAAUGGAUUAA